AUGUACGAGGUGCAGUCUAACGCGCUCCAAAUCCAUACAUGCUGUGCCCCCCCCUCCUUGCGUGUCCCCUACCCAUGUGUCCCCUCCCCCUGUGUCCCCUCCCCAUGUGUCCCCUCCCCAUGUGUCCCCUCCCCGUGUGUCCCCUCCCCGUGUGUCCCCUCCCCGUGUGUCCCCUCCCUCCCCGUGUGUCCCCUCCUCGUGUGUCCCCUCCCCGUGCGCCCUUUCCCUGCGCUCCUCCCCCUCAGGGACAUGCACGGGUGCAACCUAACUAGCCUCAUCCCAGCCACAGUGGGGUGCCUUUUGAGCCUCAAGUACUUUCUGGUCAACCAGAACCGCCUCUUGGGGUCCAUCCCAAGCACAGUGAGCGCGCUGCAGCAGCUGUACAUGUGGGACGUCAUGGACAACCUUAUUUGCUGCACUGUUCCAUCCUUUGGGGGCGCCAGCGAGCUCGUGCACCUGUGCGUGGGGUGUGGUGUAGGUGUGGUGUGGCAUGGGUGUGGUAUAGGUGUGGCAUGGGUGUGGUAUAGCCACUUGAGUCGCAACCUGCUCAGCUCAGUGCCGGAUCACAUCGGCUGGCUGCCCAAGCUAGAGCACGUGCCGGUGGAUGGCAACCAGCUGCAGCAUCCCAUCCCAACAACCUUCAACAACACCAACCUCACUAUCAUCUACUGGAGCAACAACCUGCUGCCCAGCCUACCCACCACGUGGUUCCUUCCCAAGCUCAGGGACUUUGUCGUCAGUGACUGUUCGCCACCACCCCAGGAGCUGCCAUCCUUCCCGCUCUCUACCGACCUUGCCAACCUCGACCUGAGCAACAACUUCAUUGGUGGCAUUCCCGCAACUCUCUUCCAGCAAAACCCCAACCUCAUCAACCUAUAA
Closterium sp. NIES-65 is the source of this 879-nucleotide messenger RNA. The record is from the annotation of a GenBank genome assembly. Lineage: Eukaryota; Viridiplantae; Streptophyta; Zygnematophyceae; Desmidiales; Closteriaceae.